CAGCCGCGGGGGGGCUGCUGAGGAGGGUGCUCGCCCCGGGGGGUCCCGCAAUGGCUGCGGCGGGCGGUAAACCAACAUAUACACCCACCGCUCCCUCACCCCCCCACGCUCCCACACUGCGUUCGAAACCCCCUCACUCAUCCCCGCUCGAGGGCCCGCCUCGCCUGUUUUUUUCGCGCAGACCCCAAACAUGGCGGCGGCUUUGUCCCUCCCCGCCUGCCGCGCCGACUGCUCCCCUUCCCCGCCUUUCGAACGCCAUACCACCCCCCCAGCACCCUUGCUCACGGCGAGUUGAGGCCGCAGAGCUCCGGUGACGAGAGGAGAACGGCGGCUCCGCGCACUGCAGCAGCGUCCGCCGCCGUCAGGACUAAGGCAUCAUCAUUACUUGGCUUUUUUUGGUCUACGGUGCCAGCCUGAUACCUGUACCUUCCUUUCCAGCAGACGCCACUGAACUGCAUUGUGUCUGUCAAGAACUCAGGCUGCAGCUUCAGAUCAUGGAGCUGAAAUGGCUACUCUAUGUGACCCUGCUCGCUCUCGGGACGUUUGCUGUCCAGGCACAUGAUAUAGAUGAUGACAAUGAUGGUGAUGACAUAGUUGAUAUUGAGGAUGACUUGGAUGAUGGCAUUGAGGAGGUGGAAGAGUCAAAAUCUGAAACAAGCACUCCUCCUCCAACUCCAAAGGUUACCUACAGGCCCCCAGUCCCAACUGGUGAGGUGUAUUUUGCGGAGUCCUUUGAUAAAGGAACUCUGGAUGGGUGGAUCCUUUCCAGGGCAAAAAAAGAUGAUACGGAUGAUGAGAUUGCAAAAUAUGAUGGUAAAUGGGAAGUACAAGACAUGAAGGACACUAAGCUUCCAGGAGACAAAGGGCUUGUAUUGGUAACUCGAGCCAAGCAUCAUGCAAUUUCAUCCAAACUUUCAAAGCCUUUUGUAUUUGAUACUAAACCCCUUAUUAUACAGUAUGAAGUAAACUUCCAAAAUGGAAUAGAGUGUGGUGGGGCCUAUGUGAAACUGCUUUCCAAAACCCCUGAACUGAACCUGGAUCAGUUCCAUGACAAAACUCCAUAUACUAUCAUGUUUGGCCCUGACAAAUGUGGAGAGGACUACAAAUUGCACUUCAUCUUCCGGCACAAAAACCCAAAGACUGGCAAAUACGAGGAGAAGCAUGCGAAGCGUCCAGAUGCGGACCUGAAGACUUAUUUCACUGAUAAGAAGACUCAUCUUUACACUCUGGUCUUGAAUCCUGAUAACAGUUUUGAAAUACUGGUUGAUCAAAAUGUGGUCAACAGUGGGAAUUUGCUGAAUGAUAUGACUCCUCCUGUGAAUCCACCCCGAGAGAUUGAGGACCCAAAUGACCAGAAGCCUGAGGACUGGGAUGAGAGACCGAAAAUCCCAGACCCAGAUGCUGUUAAACCAGAUGACUGGGACGAGGAUGCACCUGCAAAGAUAGCAGACGAAAAUGCUGUGAAACCAGAGGGCUGGCUGGAUGAUGAGCCAGAAUAUGUAGCAGAUCCUGAUGCUGAGAAGCCUGAGGAUUGGGAUGAGGAUAUGGAUGGUGAAUGGGAGGCACCUCAGAUUGCAAAUCCGAAAUGUGAGACAGCCCCUGGUUGUGGUACCUGGCAGAGACCAAUGAUUGACAAUCCAAACUACAAAGGCAAAUGGAAGCCUCCUAUGAUUGAUAAUGUGAACUACCAGGGUAUAUGGAAACCUAGGAAGAUCCCAAACCCAGAUUUCUUUGAAGACUUGGAACCUUUCAAGAUGACUCCCUUCAGUGCUGUGGGGCUUGAGCUAUGGUCAAUGACUUCUGACAUCUUUUUUGACAACUUUAUCAUCUGUACUGAGAGAGCUGUGGCUGAUGACUGGGCCAGUGAUGGAUGGGGACUGAAAAAGGCAGCUGAUGGUGCUGCAGAGCCUGGUGUUGUGGGCCAGAUGAUGGCAGCAGCUGAAGAGCGUCCCUGGCUUUGGGUGGUCUACAUCCUUACUGUGGCUUUGCCAGUGUUCCUUGUUGUCCUCUUCUGCUGUUCUGGGAAGAAACAGCCAAGUGCUGCAGAAUACAAAAAGACUGAUGCUCCUCAGCCUGAUGUGAUGGAUGAGGACAAAGAGGAAGAAAGAGAUAAAGGGGACAAGGAAGAGGAGGAUGAGGAGGAAACAAAUGAGGAAAAGCUAGAAGAGAAGCAGAGAAGUGAUGCUGAUAUAGGAAGUGCUAGUCAAGAGGAGGAAGAGGAUGAGGACGAGGACAGGAAACCUGCGUCAGAGGAGGAGGAAACUGUGAAUAGAUCACCCAGAAACAGAAAGCCAAGGAAAGAUUGAAAAAACAAAAAGUCAUAGGAACUUGAUCUGAUUUUGUUUUUUUUUUUCUUCAAACAUGGUUCUGGGAGAGGACCUUGGACACCUUACAUUGAAACUUGGACAAACCUCAAGGUUUCACCAUCCACAGGUUCCAGUCACACUAUCCAAUGUAAUGGAGUGUCUAGCAGUAAAAUAUUUGCAAUCAUUUGUUUUAAAGAACAUCAUUCCUGUAGAAAAGAAUGCAUUUAAUACAAUGGGCUGUGGAUUUUGGAAUGUAACAUAACUAACCUUUUCAUUUUUGGUUUUGAAUAUCCUUUUCUGUUUUUAAGUAGAUGAGUAGAACUUUUUCCAGUCUCAAACCUUGGCUUAAUUUAAUAUAUUAAUUAGUGAAAAAAAUAAUCAUAAAUCUUGAAAGUGCUAGGUGAUAAAAAAAUGCAGUUUUAUAACUAGUUUUUUUUACAAAUCUGUAAAUUCCUAAAUGCACCAAUGUCUUUAUAGCCCUUAAUUUGAUAAUUGCCUAAGGAGAUGUUGUCAAUGGUUUUUGACAACCCCUCCCCUCUCCUCAAGAAAACUAGAGGGGGAUGUAUGGGGAAACCAGAAGUGAAACUCUCUAAUCAAUCAAAUAUCUUCUUUUGGGGGGGGGGGGGGAGGAGGAGAAAGAGGAAGAAAGGGUGGAAGGAGUGGGUUAGUCUAUAGAAUAUGCAUCCUGUGCAUGGCUGAAACCCUGUUAAGUGUUGACAAAUGAUCUAGGAUUUGGAGUGGGUCAUUCUAAUGUGGCAUUUAAUCCUGCAGAUCUUGCAGGUAAUGAGUUUUGGUUUUGACUUUUUGUAAAGCUAAUAGGUUGUUUGGGAUGGGGGUGGGGGUUAGGCUACUUCCCCUUUUUCCUUCUGUUCAGCCACUGACGCUUUUCUUUGUGACUGCACAGCUUUUUCAGAGUGCAGCUUUGCCUCAGUUGCUGAUGUGCUUCAUGUUCAGCUCGUUGUCAAAUCAUUUUUUAUAGCUAGGCCUACUCCUUUCCAGGGUCCAAACACUGGGUAGGACAGUGUCCCAUAUCCUCUCACUGUUAUCACUGUAUGUCUACUCCUGUAGGAAUGGUGGAGAUAGUCAGGUAGACAAGUUGAACUGAGUAUUUAAGGUAAAAAAAACAAACGGCUAAACAGAAAAAAUACCAACCAAGAUGUCAGUAUUGUAGGUGGGGAAGGAGCAUGUGAAAUAUCUAACUGGUAUGUGAAAAUGUUUUAAGUCUUUUAUCUGCUCUUCAUGUAACAAAUGCAUCCUAAAUUAUAUUGUGAAUGUUAGGGAGUUCCAAUUCCAGCUGAAUAAAUUUUUUUUAAAGCGUUGAGUCUACCAUAUUAUACUGUUUGAAACACUUCUUUUGUGGAAUGCAGGUCAUCACUACAAGAGCAUACCUCUGAAGGUGAAAGUUAUGUAACUUCAUUACACUGUACCAAAUAUGCUGGCAUUUGGAUGUCUAUAUAGAUGAAUUUUUGACUUUUGUUUAGAGUGAAAUUAAAUGUCCUGAGAUUACUCUUCUUGCACUGAAUUUAAACACUCCAGUGUUGUUUGGUCAUAGCGUAGGUAUAGUGUGGGGAAUAAUUCCCAGGGGAGGGAAGAGUGUUGCAGUUACCUUUGCAAAUCUAACCCAUCACUAAAAGACUUGUUUUGGGUUUGGGUUGUUUUUUUUUUUUUUUGUAAAACACCUUUUGCUGCCUGUCCUUAUGUUGUAUCCUUUGGUUGUUGUGUUUGAAAUAUUAGUGAUCACAAGUGCAUAGCAGGAUUUCUUGAUCUUUCUCCAGUGUGCAAAUAAACUAUUGUAAGCAAGAUACUGGAAGUAAUUUCAGACUUCUGUUGGAAGCUAUUGCAUGUUUAGAAUGCCUUUGCCUGUUGAACACCUGGUAAAUACUGCUCCUUACUGCAAAAAUAGCUUAUACUCUGACAUGGAAGAUGUCAUAGCUUAAGCAUUGCUAUUAGCUUGUUCUCAGGACUGUAUUUUUAUCAAGGAGCAGCUGCUAUUUAUGACUCUCAGUCCUUUGAGAUGAAGUAUAUGUAAAUGGUUUCAAUUCAGCUAACAUUUUGAGCACAACACAGUCAAUCUGAUGUUUUUUAAAUCUUAAUAUGCAAACUGCCUUAAAUUCCCAAACAAUUCAUGUGCAUAGGAAAUAUCAAAAGUGAACUUAAGAUCUGCUAUCAGCUUUUGAAUAGUAUUAUAUUAAAGCUAGUUGUGAAUUUACAUUUGCUUCUGCUAAAUCUCCUGAAAAGGUCUCCUGUCUGCAUGUUAUGGCUUUUUUUAUUUGAUACCAUAGUGUAUGCUUCUUAAAUAAUUACUACAAUAAAUGAAGACUUUCUCCAAAAUAGACAGACAACUCCGAAGUUACUUCUCAACCUGUUUUGUAGCUUGGGUGGCUCAGUUUAACCUCACAAUAACUCUUUAUCUUCAAAGCCCCGGUGAGAAAAAGUAAGUAGCUAUCUGUUUAUCCUGAGUAUAUUGUAAAGUGAGGCUGUAUUUUUUUGGUAAUAUUGAAACCCUACCUGGUUGUAACUUAUGAAUUAAGUAGGAACUGUUAGUAAUACUUGAAGGUGUAUUUAGGCCUUUUGUGUCUGCACACCCAAAAGCGGCAGCUUCUGAAAAGGAUGCUCUACUUAACAUGCUGUGGCUGAAGGUGUGGGUGGGAGGUUAGACAGAAAAACCCCAAAACCCUAGGUGCAGUCAGUCUGAAACACAAGGCAGUGGACAUGCUGAAAACGGAUUUUCUCUUGGAGCUGGUGCUCUGUAAAGGGAGCUGGUAAAGAUGCAGUUAACCAACUAACCUGUUCCAGAAGUGUUGAUGGAUGUGUGUCUAGCUGCUCUGAGCCUGGCUAAUGGUGAAUUACCUACAGCUUGAGCCUGUGACCUGUAAAAUGCGUUGCAAAUUUCAAAGAUUUGACUCCUGGGCCUGAAGAGAUACUCUUGCAAGUGCUAAGUGCUAGUAGAGGUACGUCUCUGUGGUUGUCUUUCGCUCUUUCCUUGCUCCUUCCUCAAAAGCAGUGUUCUACAUAGGCUGUGAUUACGUUAUGUAGGGCUAGCGAAUGUGCUAUCCCUAACUGCUUCCCCCACUUAAUACCGCUAUUGCCUCAUGGUCCCAAAAAGGGUUUUGGUAGGUUCUUUUAGUGUUGCUGAACAAGGACUGUGAUCUCAUUUCAAAAGGUACCUGUAGAUGCAACUUGAGAAAAACACAUGUACGAUCUAAUCAAUAAAGAAACCUAAACCUG
Molecule: messenger RNA, 5534 nt
Organism: Pogoniulus pusillus (Red-fronted tinkerbird)
Lineage: Eukaryota; Metazoa; Chordata; Aves; Piciformes; Lybiidae
Gene: CANX
Product: calnexin
Exons: 16
Coding region: 495-2306 (603 amino acids)
Biological process (GO): protein folding
Cellular component (GO): endoplasmic reticulum; endoplasmic reticulum membrane
Molecular function (GO): calcium ion binding
Source: RefSeq, a predicted model, not a curated record